Phyllotreta striolata is the source of this 1584-nucleotide messenger RNA. Lineage: Eukaryota; Metazoa; Arthropoda; Insecta; Coleoptera; Chrysomelidae. The record is from the annotation of a GenBank genome assembly.
AUGUUCCUGUUGUUGUUGUUCGGUUUCUUUUGGGGCGUUUCGAUAUCGGAGCCGUUGAUGAGGAACUGCGAGCCGAUUCGCGUCGACAUGUGCGUCAUGUGGUACAAUUCGACGAGCAUGCCGAACCUCGGCGGCAACGACAUCCAACAGGAGGCCGAUCUGCAGCUGCAAUCGUUCUCGCCGCUGAUCCAGUACGGCUGCAGCCAGAACCUGAAGCUGUUCCUGUGCUCCGUGUACGUGCCCAUGUGCACCGAGAAGGUAUCCAAUCCCAUCGGGCCGUGCCGAGGGCUCUGCGAGGGCGUCAGGUCGCGCUGCUACCCCGUCCUGCAGGGCUUCGGGUUCCCCUGGCCGGACGCGUUGAACUGCUCGCGGUUUCCCGAAGUCAACAAUCACGAGCACAUGUGCAUCGAAGGGCCCAAGGACGAGAUUGAUGUUAGGGCGCCGGUCGAUCCGGCCGUUCGGAAAUUCGAUUGCGAAAUUCGAAAGGACGGAGAGGGCUGCUCGCCCGGCUGCAAUAACAACGUCGUUUUCGACGAAUCCGAGAAAAAAUUCGCCGAGGUUUGGGCGACGGUUUGGGCCUUCAUAUGCCUCAUAAUCAGCUUGGGGGCGGCUCUAACUCUCACCGUCGGAGGCGGCCGGGUGAAGGCCCGUCCGCUGCUGAGCCUGGCUUUGUGCUACGUGAUGAUGAGCGCCGGCUGGACUUUGAGGAUGUUCGCGGGCAGGAUGUCGACGUCUUGUCCCAAAUUGCCCGAAGACGGUUUGUCGAAUAUUAAUUGCGCCUUCGUGUUCCUGCUGUUGUACUACUUCGGAAUGGCGGCCAACGCUUGGUGGGUCGCCCUGUGCGCCUGGUGGUUAGCCAGGGUGGGUCUCUCCUGGCCCCCCGAAAAGAUGAGAAGUUUGAGCUCCAUACUCCACGUGUGCGCUUGGGCUCUACCUGCCACUCAAACUGUCGCUGCUCUAGUUAGAAGAGACGUUGAUACCGACGAAUUGACAGGAACUUGCUAUAUCGGCAACAGAAACUCCACCACACUCCUAUCGUUGGUGUUGAUACCGUAUUGCCUGUACUUCCUGUGCGGUUCGGCGUUGUUGUUCCUGGGCUGCAGCUACGUGAUGAGGAAACCGCGUUCGCUGGCGGCGGCGCCGCUGACGAACGCCGCGCCGCGCAAAGAGAGCGAUUUUCUGGGCGCCAUUUGCACGCUGUACGCCAUACCGACGUUCUGCGUGCUGGCGAGCGUUUAUUACGAGUACAACAACAGGGACAUGUGGCUGUCGGGCGAGAGGAAACCCGCCCUGUGGGCGUUCCUGUUGAAGUACUUCAUGAGCUUGUUUAUAGGAGUCAGCAGCGUGUUUUGGAUUUGGUCGAUGAAGAGCGUGACGGCUUGGAGAGCGGUGCUGAGGCGUUUGGGGCCGCGCAAACAGGCGCCUUUGAAGGUGCAAACGAUGCCACAGGUGAUGAGGUACAUGCCGGCGCAGACUUUGUCUACCAGUUUGAGUACCACCGCGUCGAAGCAUUCGUUGAGGCCGCAUCCGCACAGGAAGCCGAGAGUGCACCAUUUGAGAUCUGGGAGCGAGACUGUAAUAUAA